Messenger RNA from Acaulospora colombiana, 1344 nucleotides. Lineage: Eukaryota; Fungi; Glomeromycota; Glomeromycetes; Diversisporales; Acaulosporaceae. The record is from the annotation of a GenBank genome assembly.
AUGGAACAAGAAACUUGCAUAAUUUCUACGAGGCGCCAAAGUUACAAACGUCCAAAAACCCAGUCUCGUCUGAAAGGAAAAGGCACGGCUUCAACCCCAACAAAUUCGGUUCACCUUUCUAUUGCGAUGAGAAUCCCUCAAGAAAAAAUGGAACAAGAAAAUUGCAUAAUUUCUACGAGGCGUCAAAACUACAAACGUCCAAAAAUCCAGUCUCGCCUGAAAGGAAAAGGCCCAGCGUCGACCCCAAUAAAUUCCGUUUACCUUCCUAUUGCAAUGAGAAUUCCUCAAGAAAUUCUCUGCAACAUUUUCAAUUAUCUUGUGGACCAUCCAGUACACUAUACCCGCGUUGCGAGAGUUUGUAAAUCUUGGCAACUCGCGGCCGACUCGCAUCUCUACUGGCGACACCUGGUCACCAAACUCAAUUUGACUCCACCGAAGCCAAGGGCUCGAAAGUAUAAAACUUACAAACAAGUGGUCGAGCGCGAUUGGAAUUCUUUCUGUAGUUUAUGCUUUCGCGGUCGUCAUAAUGGAUUUGAGAGAUUAAGCAUUCGUCCAGUGACAACGGACUUGUCUAGUAUCGCGGAAAUUUAUAGGGACACAAAGACUAAUUGGUUCCAGAUAUUCGAUGAAGAUGGCUUGGAAUUUCAAGUCUCUUUUAAAACUGAACUAUCAGGAUUAGAAAUUUUCGAAGUUAUUUCAGAUGACCCAACGACAUCGGUAACUUCCAUCAUUGCCAAAACUCGACAAGGCGACGAUCGUAUCGACAGUCCUUUGGUCAUUCCCGAGGAAUCAGGUGUCCUAAGCGAAUUUGGGUUCAACAUCAACUUUGUAGACUCUGUAACAUGCGGAUUUGCCAUACCGGUCUUUCAAAACCCGAAAGAUACUUGCUACUCACCUCGAUGCUCGGCGAUUAUGGGUAUAUUUUUCCAAACAAUAGUCACCUUGAGGGUCCUUGAAGAGGAUCCGCCGGAAGAGUCAGAUGAUGAAGAUGAUGACAUGCGUUUCAUUAGACGUUACAUCCUUCGAUUUGAUCGUUAUGAUGAUUACUAUGACCAUGAUGGUAUCAGCAUUCGUGACUUAGCCACGUACAUCAGUCCGUACCGCAUUGAUGCUGAUAGAGGAAAGAGAUUAGCUCUGAGGGAAUGGGUCGACGAGAGAUUUAAGAAGGGAAUCACCACUUCACCCAGAAACGAUCCGGACACUCAGGAGAGACCACCUAAAACUCUGUGGGCCGAAAUUGACAGUAUCAUAGACGAACGACGACUUUACGUGUCAGCCGACGAUCGUAACGAAGAGUUUGAAGCUGAAUCAAGCAGCAUGGCUCAGCAACGUCAAUUCGACUAA